Molecule: messenger RNA, 973 nt
Organism: Salvia hispanica
Lineage: Eukaryota; Viridiplantae; Streptophyta; Magnoliopsida; Lamiales; Lamiaceae
Source: RefSeq, a predicted model, not a curated record
AAAAAAUGCAGGCAAAGACGGAUUGGGAGCCGUCAACGCCGGCGGCGUACUUCGUUCAGAGCCCGUCUCACGAUGGGGAGAAAACGACUGCGUCGCUCAACUCGACCCCGAUCGUGAGCUUGAGCCCCACGGGGUCCCUGGGCCACUACUCUGGUGGCCACGGGCACUCCCCUGGGUCCUCCAUCAGCCACUGCACGGGCCCAGAAAAACUUGGGCCCGUGCAGGGGUCGAGGAAGGCCGGCAACGACGUUGUGUUGACGAAUUUGGAAUUCGAUGUGAAUAAUUUGAUGGGAGAUGAAGAAGGGUUGUGUGAGGGUGAUGAGGAGAGGUGGUUGUGUUUUCAUUUUUAUAAUAUUUUGCCAUUUUUAGUUGGGUUUUUUGUGGGUUUUUUCUUGUUUUGUUUGAUUUUGUGGGGCGUCAGUAAAUAUCAGAAGCCUGAGAUCAAAAUGCAGAGCAUAAAAUUUGAGACAUUUAUAAUUCAAGCCGGUUCCGACACAAGUGGAGUUUCAACCGACAUGAUCUCUCUCAACUCCACACUAAAAUUCAAAUACACAAACACAGCUUCUUUUUUUGGUGUUCAUGUCUCAUCCACUCCUAUUUCUCUCUCCUAUACCCAUCUCCAAAUCGCCUCUGGAGAUGUUAAAGAAUUCUACAAGAGGAGGAAGCAAGAGGAGAAUGUGAGGGUGGUGGUGGCCGGCGACAAGAUUCCGAUGUAUGGUAGCGGGGCGACCCUCGUUUCCCCCGAUGGGAUGACGGACUUGCCCGUGACGCUGAAGCUGGAUCUCAAAGUUGGAUCAAGAGCUCAUGUUAUGGGCAAGUUGGUGAACCGGAGAUUCUUGAACAAGGUUGAGUGCUUCCUCGAUUUUGCCACGACGAAAAUUGAUGUUCCGAUUUCUCUCAGGAAUUGCACGUAUCAUCGAUCAUUGUAGUAGUUUUGCGGGAAUUUUUGAAGUUGUAGUAGUCAUUUGAUACG